ACUCCAAAACGUUAAAAAAAAAAUACAAUAUUUAUUAACAAAAUAAUAAGUUAACAUUUAUUUAGCAAUCAACAACAAUCAUGUCAGUAACAAAGAUAGAAAAUACCAGUGAUCUUGAUGCAUUUUUGAAGUCAAAAGAUAUUUUGGUAAUUCAUUUUUAUGCACCAUGGGCAGAACAGUGUACUCAAAUGAAUGAACUUAUUGAUGAUUUAUCAACAAAAGAUUCGUAUAAAGGAAUAAAAUUUGCCAAAGUUGAAGCUGAAGAAGCUCCUGAGCUUUCAAUAAAGUACAAAGUAUCAGCAGUACCAGAAAUUAUAUUUGUUAAAAAUUCAGAUGUUAUUGACAGAGUAACUGGUGCACAUCCAGCUGUACUAGGUGAAAAACUUAAAAAAUAUUUAACACAACCAGUAGAAUCGACAUUGACCAAGACCAAGCCAUUGAGUGGAGACGAAAGAUUAAAGCAAUUGAUUAAUCAAGCUAAAUGUAUGCUGUUUAUGAAAGGAAAUCCCCAGGCUCCAAGGUGUGGUUUUUCCAGGACAAUUACUGGCAUUCUAGACGGUCUCAAUAUUGACUAUCAAACAUUUGAUAUUCUUGAAGAUAAUGAUGUCAGAGAGGGAUUAAAAAAAUUCAGCAAUUGGCCAACAUAUCCACAACUGUAUCUUGAUGGUGAGCUUCUUGGAGGCUUGGACAUUGUUAAGGAAAUGAAAGAGAAUGGUGAACUUGAAGAAAUGCUUCCAAAAAAAAGCUAAAUAAUUAUCAAAUUAAAUGUAAAUUUGUUACAUCUCGAUUAAGAAUAAAUAAAUUGGGGUUUUUUUUUUAUCUAAAAUUUCAUCAAACUUGUGAUUACUUUAUGAUAAACAUACUCUGAUUUAAAUAAAUAAAUUAUUAAAAACUC
Molecule: messenger RNA, 895 nt
Organism: Aphidius gifuensis
Lineage: Eukaryota; Metazoa; Arthropoda; Insecta; Hymenoptera; Braconidae
Gene: Grx3
Product: glutaredoxin-3
Exons: 2
Coding region: 81-749 (222 amino acids)
Source: RefSeq, a predicted model, not a curated record